Messenger RNA from Sciurus carolinensis (gray squirrel), 936 nucleotides. Its product is annotated as olfactory receptor 5L1-like. Gene Ontology annotation, cellular component: membrane. Bases 1 to 936 code for a protein of 311 amino acids. Gene Ontology annotation, molecular function: odorant binding; G protein-coupled receptor activity; olfactory receptor activity. NCBI's taxonomy places the organism in Eukaryota, Metazoa, Chordata, Mammalia, Rodentia, Sciuridae. The record is from RefSeq and is a predicted model, not a curated record. The transcript has a single exon. Gene Ontology annotation, biological process: G protein-coupled receptor signaling pathway; sensory perception of smell.
AUGGUGGAGGAAAAUUGCACCACAGUGACAGAGUUCAUUCUGCUGGGACUGUCAGAUGUCCCUGAGCUGAGAGUCCUUCUCUCUCUGAUAUUCCUUCUCAUCUAUGGAGUCACGGUUUUGGCCAACCUGGGCAUGAUUGCACUGAUUCAGUUAAGCUGCCAACUUCACACGCCCAUGUACUUUUUCCUCAGCCACUUGUCCUUCGUAGACUUUUGCUACUCCACCACAAUUGUACCAAAGAUGUUGGCCAACAUCUUCAGCAAGGACAAAGCCAUCUCUUUCCUAGGGUGCUUGGUGCAAUUCUAUUUCUUUUGUACAUGUGUGGUCACUGAGGUCUUCCUCUUGGCAGUUAUGGCUUAUGACCGCUUCUUGGCCAUCUGCAACCCUCUCCUCUAUAUGGUGACCAUGUCCCAGAAGCUUCGCAUGGAGCUGGUUUCCAGUUGCUACCUCUGUGGAAUGGUGUGUUCUCUGAUCCACCUGUGUUUAGUUCUUGGAAUUUCAUCCUACAAAUCAAAUGUGGUUGAUCAUUUCUUUUGUGAUCUACCACCUAUCUUUUCUCUUGCUUGCUCUGAUGUGUCAAUCAAUGAACUCAUGGCAUUCAUUGUGCCCACUGUGAAUGAGGUCAUUACCAUCACGAUCAUCCUCACCUCCUACUUGUUCAUCCUCAUCACCAUCCUGAAGAUGCGCUCUGUAGAGGGGAGGCACAAAGCUUUUUCCACCUGUGCCUCCCACCUCACAGCCAUCGUCGUCUUCCAUGGAACCAUCCUGUUCACUUAUUGCCAGCCCAGUCUAGGCCACAGUUGGGAUGCUGACAAAGUGGCCACUGUGUUCUACACUGUAGUGAUUCCCAUGCUGAACCCCCUGAUAUACAGUCUGAGGAACAAGGAUGUGAAAGAAGCACUCAAAAAAAUGGUAGGAUCCAAAUUAUUUUCUUAA